This is a messenger RNA of Ruditapes philippinarum (Manila clam), 1461 nucleotides long. Its product is annotated as tigger transposable element-derived protein 4-like. The record is from RefSeq and is a predicted model, not a curated record. NCBI's taxonomy places the organism in Eukaryota, Metazoa, Mollusca, Bivalvia, Venerida, Veneridae. Gene Ontology annotation, cellular component: nucleus. Gene Ontology annotation, molecular function: DNA binding. The coding region runs from base 1 to 1461 and encodes 486 amino acids. The transcript has a single exon.
AUGUGGAAAAAUAAAGAUUCUGUCAUCAAUGCAUACGAGACUACGUCGAUCAGCCCAGCCCGUAAACGAAUGCGUCAUGCCAGUAAUAGAGACAUUGAAAUGGCGCUGUUUGAGUGGUUUAAGACUGUACGAUCCCAAAAUGUGCCUAUUGAUGGACCUAUGCUUGCACGAAAGGCUAAUUCUCUGGCAUGUGAGCUGGGCAUGGAAAAUUUUCAGGCAACAAACGGAUUUAUUGAAAGAUUCAAAAAUCGUCAUGGCAUAUCGAGCAAAACAUUAUCCGGUGAAGGUGCUUCCGUCGAUAAUUCACAAACUGAAAAUUGGAUGCAGUCAAAACUUCCAAGUUUGAUCAAGGACUAUGAACCAAAAAAUGUCUACAAUAUCGAUGAAACUGGCGUUUUUUAUAAAAUGACCCCAAAUAAAACACUAGAGGUAAAAGGAACAAAAUGUUUUGGAGGCAAACAAAGCAAGGACAGAAUCACAGUGCUUAUCGGCGCAAAUAUGGACGGUUCUGAUAAACUUAAACUUUUGAUAAUCGGAAAAUUCAAAAAUCCUAGAUGUUUUAAAAAUGUUAAAAGUUUGCCGGUAGAUUACGAAGCUAAUCGUCGUGCUUGGAUGAACUCAGAAAUAUUUAUCAGUUGGGUGAAAAAACUUGACAAACGUAUGACACGUGAGAAAAGAUCUAUUCUAUUGUUUGUUGAUAAUUGCCCGGCCCAUCCGAAAAUCGAGGGAUUAAAAGCUGUAAAACUGUUGUUUUUCCCACCUAACACUACAUCUAAGUUACAGCCCUGUGAUCAAGGGAUUAUCUUUUCAUUCAAAAGGCAUUACAGGUCACGUGUCCUUGACCAUAUUAUUUCAUGUCUAGACAAACAUAUCGAUAAACAGAUUAACAUUCUAAAAGCCAUACAAUGGUUUUAUGCGGCAUGGAAAGAUGUAACACCGACGUGUAUCCAGAAUUGUUUUAGAAAGGCUGGAUUUAUGAAUCAAGCACAGCAUGAAAUUAAUGCGACCCCGCAGGGGCAUGUUUCCGAUUCGUCUGACACAGACGAGUUCGAGGACGAUGACAUUCCGCUGGCUGAAUUGGCAUCGAAAUGGAAUCGCCUUAGAGUAUUCAGUGACAUAGACAAAAACAUUUCUUUUGAUGAUUACAUAAAUGCCGAUGAGAAUGUUGUCUCUGUUGAGCAGAAGUCCGAUAGCGAUAUAAUAGCGGAGGUACAGCAAAAAUUGAAACCCGCUGAAACCCUGUCGCAGAGUGACGAAGAGAGUGUCUCUGAGACUGUUGAUGACCCCCCACCCACCAUGAAUGAGUUUCUUAAUGCUAUAGACACUUGCAGACGCUUUGUUCUUUCUAAGUCUGAUUCGUGUGAUUCUGUUUUCGGAUGUUUACAUGAACUUGAGAAAUUUUCAGUUGAAAUAGGGAAAGCCAAAAAGCAGACAAAAUUAACUGAUUUUUUCCGACAGUGA